Messenger RNA from Brassica rapa (field mustard), 3052 nucleotides. RefSeq names its product lipid transfer-like protein VAS. Lineage: Eukaryota; Viridiplantae; Streptophyta; Magnoliopsida; Brassicales; Brassicaceae. The record is from RefSeq and is a predicted model, not a curated record.
UACUGUUUUUUUGUUCCUAAUUAGCUUUUAAAUUCUGUGUUGACCAAGGUCCUACUACGAAUUCGACGUCGUCCACACCGACAAGCUCUGCUCCGGCCAUCAACUUCGCCGGACUAAGCUUCGCAUCGACUAUCGUGGCAUUGGCAACAACCUUCUUCUGAUCUACUACUAUAUAUUACAUUUACGUCUUUAUUCAUUGUUAGAUAGGUUUAAUCUGUUUGAACUUAUUUUUGGUUACUUAAUAUUCAUAUGUUGUGUUCAAAAAGAAAAACUUAAUAUUCAUAUGUAAUGAGAAAAUCUAUCUAUAUAUAAUAGCAAACCCACUUUUUGUCUCUGAUGAAGUCAACAUUUUUUCAUAGGAAAAUAAAAGUUAAAUCGAAUGGUAGAAAUGGCUUCCUUACACAAUCCAAUGGUCAAGUUUUCAAUUCAUUUAAAAGUAUGACAUCAUCAAUUACUAAUCUAAACAGUGUGUCGACUUAACGUUUCAUUUGUGAAUCAUUGCUUCUCAAAAGUCACAAACCUGAUCCAAGUUGUCCUUCGCCUCGGUUCCCUAAGAAUCCUAUCACUACCAACCUACAACCUUGGUCGUGAACCAAUAUAUGGGAGAGACGGAGGAGCUUUGUCUUGGUGGCAGGCAGUAUGUGUGGCUGGAGCUUGGAGGUGCAUAAUCAUUGAUGUCGAGACUAGAAGGAUUCUGAUCAAGAAUGAUCUUAAAACCUUUCUGCCGAAUUUAGAUUAUUCAGUUAAGCUUCACGCCCUCUUUGGUUGGUUACUUGGGUUGUCUAAAUUGGAGUACUUUUUAUUUUGCUUAUUUAUAUGCAUACAUAGAAAAGGAUCAAGGAGUUAUUCUUGAAUCUUCUCUGUCAUCAAGCUUCAUCAACAUCCACUGUAACAAUUGAAUUACUUCUUGGUCAUAGACUUUCUUCUGUUUCGCCACUCUCUUGUAUUGAUUAACCUUAAGUAAAUUGAGCUUGAGGUUUGGGGCGGUCUCGGUGUAUUUUCUAUGGACAUUGGCAUUAUACCAGUCUAAAUAAAUUCCUGAGCCUGAAAAUUCUCAUUGUUCAUUGGUUUAGUGCGCGAAUAUGGAUAGUUGUUAGGUUAGAGAUUGGAUUUAUUUUCUCAUAAAAACAACGUUGGUGAGCUUUGCUUUGCUUCAUGAUCUUCAUCAUCUCAAGCUAUCCUUUGCACCGGGUAGUCUGCCUCAUUCAGCUUCCACCAUAAUAUUUUUGGAAUGGGCCAAAAUAUCAUACAUAUUUAAAUAUAAUAAAAAUGAGGAUAUUUUUGAAUUGUUAGAUGAGAUUGGAGAACAUGGUUGACGACCACAAGAAAACAUAUCAUGUAAUUUUUGUUGUCGUGAUGUAAUAACAAUCUUUCGUCUAUUUUUGGAUUAGUUUUGGAUUUAACUAAAUAACCAAGAUUUUAGUCUUUGAUCCGUUGCGUAAUGAUCGGAUCAGAAAAGGUUUAGUAACUGUUUCUCAAAAAAUCCAACGUCGACGUGUGUGUUGUGUAUAUAAAUACAUGUGGAAAUCUAUUACAAAUUCACACAACAUUCAAACACAAGAUAAAGAAACCAUCUUACAAUAACUAAUAUUGUUUUUCAAAAUGGAGAUUGUUAGAUUCACCGUCGCCGUCUUUUUUGUACUUUACUCCGUAUCAUCAUCUAACGCCGCAACUGCACCACCGAGCGGUGGAGGCGGCGGAGGAGGAGAUGCUCAGGCAAUGCCGUGUAUACAGAAACUUAUGCCGUGUCAGCCGUUUCUCCACUCGGUGAUUCCACCACCGCCUCCAUCGUGUUGCCUGCCGAUGAAGGCGAUCGUCGCCAACGACGCGACGUGUCUUUGCUCCGUGUUCAACAACGUAGAUAUGCUCAAAUCGCUUAACCUCACUAAAGACAACGCUCUUGAUCUCCCUAAAGCUUGUGGCGCCAACCCUGACAUCUCACUAUGCAAAGCCAGCCCCGCGGGUGGUACUACUACGAAUUCGACGUCGCCGGCAACUCCCAAAACUCCUCCGGUGUCUUCCACUGGAAGCGGUUCCACCGGAGCUUCUUCUUCAACGACCUCACCGACAAGCUCUGCUCCGGCCAUCAACUUCGCCGGACUAAGCUUCGCAUCGACUAUCGUGGCAUUGGCAACAACCUUCUUCUGAUCUACUACUAUAUAUCACAUUUACGUCUUUAUUCGUUGUUAGAUAGGUUUAUUCUGUUCGAAAUUAUGUUUGGUUUUAUACCCAAAAAAAAAAAAAAAUUAUGUUUGGUUACGUACUCAUAUGUUGUGUGCAAAAAGAAAAAUUAAUAUUCAUAUGUAAUGAGAAAAUUCUAAUAAUAUUAAUGAUUUCCAACAGCUAUUUGCAAACAUUUUCUCUAACUUAUUUAGCGCCAAAAUUUAUAAACCAUCUCAUUACGGUUUUUAUUUUUAUUUUAUUUUCGUCUUCUUUUGAGAAAAAGAUGAUACUAGUAUGAUGUUACUAGUUCAAUGCAUUUAGCUAAUGAUGCAUGUUAUGUCUACGUACAAUACGAUUGACAAACAUGUACAUGACCACAACUCAAUCUGAAUUAUGAAUGUAUAAUAUGAUGAAUGAUACUAUGAUGUUAUAGUUCAAACUAUUAAUACGAAAUAUGGUGUAUAAUAUAUAUAUGUGAAGCUCAAGUAGUAUAAAAUAGAUAUAUGCCUCUUUAUUAGUGUUUAGGAAGCUAGCUUUUUAGGCACUGUCAAGAUUUUGACGUUGCAACUAAUAAUCAUUCCAUGUUUUAAAUAUGUUGAAGAUAGCUACUUGAGAUGUCCUUUUCGCUUUAAUUCUAAAAAUGUGUUUAUAUAAUGUUAUACAAAUAUUGUCACUCUGUGCUUUAAGAUUAUCGAUUUAAUAAAUCUUGAUACAGUUCAUCAAAUGGAUUCGGUUUAAUUUAUUUUAGUUGUUAGGUUGAAGGACAAAAUAAAUAAAAUUAGCAAGAGUAAACAACAAACACAAGUUGAGUCUCAAGAAGAGUCGAGGGGACUUUAAAAAUAAAAUCACAUACAACAAUACGAAGAGAUAAUAGUUUAAAAAAAAAAAA